GUGUUGGACCUUGCUGUCAGGGGACUUGGGUUGCAGGCGUGUGUCUGAGGGGGACCCCGCAUCUCCGGAGAGAGGCGGAGCGGCGAGGCGAGCGGGGAUUUCUGUCAGCGCCGGCGGCUCCGGAGAGCGCGGAGACAUGAACGGCUUCACGCCGGAGGAGAUGAGCCGCGGCGGGGACGCGGCAGCCGCUGUGGCCGCUGUGGUCGCUGCAGCCGCAGCCGCCGCCGCCGCCGCCGCCGCCGCCGCGUCAGCCGGGAGCGGAGCCGGAGCCGGGGCCGGGGCGGGGGCCGGGGCGGGCGGCGGGGCAGAGGUGCCGAGCGGCGGGGCGGUGUCCCUGGCGGGGCCUCCGGGAGCGGCCGGGCCGGGGCCGGGGCAGCUGUGCUGUCUGCGGGAGGACGGCGAGCGCUGCGGCCGGGCGGCGGGCAAUGCGAGCUUCAGCAAGAGGAUCCAGAAGAGCAUCUCGCAGAAGAAGGUGAAGAUCGAGCUGGACAAGAGCGCAAGGCAUCUUUACAUCUGUGAUUAUCAUAAAAACUUAAUUCAGAGUGUUCGGAACAGAAGAAAAAGAAAAGGGAGUGAUGAUGAUGGAGGAGAUUCACCUGUUCAAGAUAUUGAUACUCCAGAGGUUGAUUUGUAUCAAUUACAAGUAAAUACACUUAGGAGAUAUAAAAGACACUUCAAACUUCCAACCAGACCAGGACUAAAUAAAGCUCAACUUGUUGAGAUAGUUGGUUGCCACUUUAGGUCUAUUCCAGUGAAUGAAAAAGACACCUUAACAUAUUUCAUCUACUCAGUGAAGAAUGACAAGAACAAGUCAGAUCUCAAGGUUGAUAGUGGUGUUCACUAGGAGAGAUGCAAUUGAGACUAAGACUUGGAUGUUAAGACUGUUUGUUUUUCAUAUGUAGAAAUGUUUCUUGUGUAUUUUUUCCACAGAGGAUUUUCUUCAGUUUUUUUUUCUUUGUUUCUGACUCAAAUAAUUAGUGGGAAAGUCAUGUAAAGUGAGCUUUCCUAGAUUUAAAGUAUUUUAAAUAAAGGUUAUUGCUAUUA
Messenger RNA from Erinaceus europaeus (western European hedgehog), 1044 nucleotides. RefSeq names its product Sin3A associated protein 30 (gene SAP30). Gene Ontology annotation, biological process: regulation of DNA-templated transcription. The transcript has 4 exons. The record is from RefSeq and is a predicted model, not a curated record. Gene Ontology annotation, cellular component: histone deacetylase complex. The coding region runs from base 137 to 844 and encodes 235 amino acids. Lineage: Eukaryota; Metazoa; Chordata; Mammalia; Eulipotyphla; Erinaceidae. Gene Ontology annotation, molecular function: transcription coregulator activity; protein binding.